This is a messenger RNA of Acanthopagrus latus (yellowfin seabream), 3780 nucleotides long. RefSeq names its product solute carrier family 22 member 13-like. Gene Ontology annotation, cellular component: membrane. The transcript is spliced from 10 exons. The coding region runs from base 57 to 1643 and encodes 528 amino acids. Gene Ontology annotation, biological process: transmembrane transport. The record is from RefSeq and is a predicted model, not a curated record. Lineage: Eukaryota; Metazoa; Chordata; Actinopteri; Spariformes; Sparidae. Gene Ontology annotation, molecular function: transmembrane transporter activity.
CAUAGUGAACACUGCACUUUCAUGAUGACGCACUAAACAUUCAACCACAUGUCAAUAUGAGCAACUUCGGGCAGAUCAUAAAGGAGGUUGGAGAGUUUGGUUUAUUUCAGAAACGUUUAGUCGCUGCAUUAUGCAUUUGCAGCAUCUUUGCUGCUUUUAAUGCGAUAGGUCAGGUGUAUAUAGCCGUUAGCUUCCCACAUCACUGCAACACUGACUGGAUCUUGGAGCGUGGGUCCAACCUGACUGAUGAGAGACAAAGAAAUCUCACCCUCCCUGUGAACAAGGAUGGAAGGUUUGAAAGCUGUAAAAUGUUCACACCUGUGGAUUUGGAUUUGGAAGCCAUUGAAGCAUAUGGGAUUAAUAGUACAACUGGAUGCAGAGAUGGAUGGGACUACAAGGCACCAGAAGGUGCUUCCAGCAUUGUGACAGAGUUUGAUCUUGUUUGUGACAAGAGUGGUUUUGUUGAGGCAUCACAGUCCAUCUACAUGGCGGGUGUUCUGGUUGGUGCGCUGGUCGUCGGGGCAGUUUCUGACAGGUUUGGACGACGCAUAACAAUCCUACUCACCCUCACUUUACUUCUGCUGUUUUCUGUGGGUUCUGCGUUCUCACCAAAUAUCUAUGUCUACAUGGUCCUACAUUUUUUUUGUGGGGCUACAGGAGGCGUCAUUUUAAUCAACACAUCUGUGAUGGCGGUGGAGUGGACCGGUCCGUCUAAGAAUGCUCUUUGCACGUGGAUGAUUCUUACACACGUUUCUGUUGGACUGAUGCUGUUGUCUGGUAUUGCAUAUUUAAUUCACAACUGGAGGAUCCUGCAGCUCGUGCUCUUCAGCCCUGUUGUCCUACUUGUGGGAUUCCAUUACUGGUUCCUCCCAGAGUCAGCUCGUUGGCUCAUGGCCCACGGCAGGAAGGAGGAGGCCCUAAACUUGCUUCAGAGGGCAGCCAGGGUGAAUGGGAGGAUGAUCUCAGAUGAUCUGCAAGAUAAAUGUGAGAUGGAGGGUACAUCUGAAAGAGGAAACGUGUUGGACCUCUUCCGGAUUUCAUAUUUGAGAAAACGCACUCUCCUAAUGGGCUUUAACUGGUUUUCAGCCAGUCUGCUAUAUUAUGGACUGAGCCUGAAUGUUCGUGGUUUUGGUCUGAAUCUCUUCCUCACGCAGUUCAUCUUUGGUCUCAUUGAAAUUCCUGCAAACCUAAGUGCUUUGGCUUUGAAUCAACAUUUUGGAAGGAGAAUGUGUCAAUCGGGUUACCUGCUCUUUGGGGGUGCAGCUUGCCUCUUAAUCCCUGCUAUUCCAAAUGAUCUUCCAGUGGUGUCAACAAUCAUAGCUGUAAUGGGAAAAUUUGCUGGAACUGCCUCUUUCACCACAGCCUAUGUUUACACUCCAGAAUUAUACCCAACGAUUUUAAGGCAGAAUGGUGUUGGUUUUAACUCAGCAUGUGCUCGUGUGGCGGGCUUCCUCGCUCCCCUUUUCCGGCUCCUGGAUGUCUAUCAUUACAGCAUCCCCAUGCUGAUAUAUGGCAUCUGCCCCUUAAUUGCUGGGGGUUUGUGUUGGCUACUGCCUGAAACCCUCAAUGUUCAACUUCAAGAACACACUACUGAGCUGAAAAAACCAGUGAAUGAAUCUAUAGAGGAACGGACACAUUGCUGAACAACUCACUCAAGAGCUGGAAUUUGAAAUUCAAUUAUAAUCAAGAGUUCAAAGUUUGGUUUGUUCCUUAUCUAUUACCAGGUAUAAAAUGGUAUCAAGUGCAGUCUUUGCUUUAUUAACAACAUUUUUUUAAAUGAAGUAAUUAAACUCUUGGGUAAUGACGGUUACAACAUUUUAAAGUGUUUUUUAAAUUUCAUUUUUAAGUGUUGUUUUAGUUGUUUUUCAGAGACAGAGUAGCGAAGAUAAAAGAAAAGUUAACUAAAGUAUAUCCAUCCUUAUUUGGCAAUAGUUGCUUGCCUUGCAAGUAGCCGGACAUCUGCAGUUUUUCUUUUGGUUGUCUAUAUUUGGUUUAUGAAACCCAAGUCUCUAUACACCUUCAUAUGUUUAUGUAGGUUUGGGCUGGUUUGUAAGCAUCUUACUGCCAGUACCACCACUUCUCUUGUCUGUCUGCAUGAAGCUCAUUGUAUGAAUGUUGCUGUGUUAAAGGUUCCAUAUUAAUAAAGUUUGCAACAUUGUCUCAUUGUACUGCUCGUUUUAUUGCCAAAUGUACUGGCACAUCUUAGAAUUUUGCUUGGUUUAAAGAUUAAUUAAAUUGCAUUGAAUGGGACUAAAGGAGAAUAGAUAAUGUGACGAACAACUUUUAAUAAUUAAAUACGUACAUAUUUAUAAAAAUGAAAAUGAUUAUUUAUAAAGAGUAAUAAUAGUAAUACAGAUUAUGAAACUACUACUACUACUACUACUACUACUACUAAUAAUAAUAAUAAUACAAAAUAUAGUAAAAGUAAUAACAUUACAUGACAAUGCAUGCCUGUAUGAAAUUCAUUGUUACAAGAAUGUUGUGUCAGGUUGUCUCAGUAUUUAUUAGAAAUGUUGCAGACCUGGGGUAGAUCUUGUGGAAUGACAUCCAUGAGAACAACAAAGCACAAAAUAGAGGCCAAGUGAAUGGGCCUCUUUAUUAUUAUCUGUAUUGACAGAACUAUCCCAAUGCAUUCUGCAAUUUGACCAUUAAUGGUGCACUAUUCGGUUUUGAGAAGAAAUCUAAUCUCAGAAAAUUCUUUGAAAAAGUCAUCCAUUGAACCACUCUAGGGUCGAUGGAUGGAUUUAAAAAAUAUAUUUUUUUAUUACUUAGAAGGGCCCGAUUUUGUAAAGAUGACAGCAUCAUCUUUACAUGCUGCCUGUAUUUCUUUAAGAAAAUAAUGCCAUGGGCAGAGUAAACAUGAUGCUCUGCUUCUGUUUAGUCUGUGUGGUUUUCUUUCUUUCUUUCUUAUUUCUCCAUAUUUGGACAUUUGUGUUAAUUUUUCAUGUUGAUUGAAAACUUAGAUGUAAACAGCAGAAAAAUUACAUAAUAAUGCAAACUUAAAAUUAUUUACAUGAUAUACAGUGCUUCCAUAAAUGAAUAAGCACACGGUCCUCAGAGUGUAAUUCGGUCCCCAGAAUGCUGCAUUAAGCGAGAAUGGUGGUUACUUAGUUUUGAAAAGAUAACAGUAUCAUCUUUAUACUGCCUGUAGCAUUAAUGAUUUCUUAAAAUUAAUGAUUUCUUAAAAUCACUAAUGCUAAUGGAAGUGUAAAGAUGAUGCUGUCCUUCUGUUAAGUCUGUGUGAUCGUUUUCUUUCUUUCAAUCUUUCUUUAUUUUUUAUUUCUCUUUAUUUGUACAUUUGUGUUCAUUUUUCAUGUUGAUUGAAACACUAAGACUUAAACAACAGAAAAAUUAUAUAAUAAUACAAAAUCAAAAUUAUUUACAUGAUAUACAGUGCUUCCAUAAAUGAAUAAGCACACGGUCCUCAGAGUGUAAUUCGGUCCCCAGAAUGCUGCAUGAAGCGAGAAUGGUGGAUUUUUCUCCUCUAAUUAGAAAAUGUACUCCACAAAACUACACAGUGCACCGUUUACUUAAUCAUAUAAGUAAAAUGUUGUGUUUUCUUUUCAUUCUUCUGUUAUCCCAGUUAAAAUAUCAUUUACAGAACCAUUUGUAUCCACAAAUUAAGAUGAUAAAAACUUGUUGACUGUAAUUAUUAGUUUUUGUAAAUGUGAACUAAAAAAAGCAGAAGACAAUUUAAUUAUCAAAGUAUCAAACUGACAGUAUGAGUUAUCUUACAAACAAUCAUUGCAUUUACAUUAUUGCUUUUAUAUAUAUUUUUUU